AUGCGUUGCUCGUCGAUGUGGUUAAUAUUUGCUUUAAAGUUUAGCUUUAAUUUGCGUUCUGUUCAUCCUGUGUCAAUGAUCAAAUUUACGAAUAUUAAGUGCGUAGCGCUGGAUAAACCAUUUGCCGAUUUCGCCUACUGUAAGCUCAAAGCAUUGUCUCGCGAGGACGUCGCUCUUUCGUUGCGCGUCAAGCUGUUUGAAGUACCAGUGAACAAUGUUAGCCUAAAAGUAGAAUUUUUUAAGAAAUACAACGGUUAUCGUCCCUUCUUGUUCAAUAAAACAUUAAAUUUUUGUGAAUUUCUCCGCAACAAAAAACGUGUCGCCCUCUUGGAUAUAAUAUUCAAAUUUUUAGAACUUUAUUCAAAUAUCAACCACACUUGUCCUUAUAACAAUGAUAUCAUCGUUGACCGUCUUAUUCUUAGGCCAAGCUAUUUUACUAUGUUGCCAGCACCAGCGGGGGAGUAUCGCAUAAAGAUAACUGUUGGUGCUUAUAAUGAUUGGAAAGCUAUUGUUAAUGUAUUUCUACAAAUUUGGGAAUAA
Bactrocera tryoni is the source of this 540-nucleotide messenger RNA. RefSeq lists its product as uncharacterized. The record is from RefSeq and is a predicted model, not a curated record. NCBI's taxonomy places the organism in Eukaryota, Metazoa, Arthropoda, Insecta, Diptera, Tephritidae. The transcript has 3 exons. The coding region runs from base 1 to 540 and encodes 179 amino acids.